AAUGUAAAAAAAGACGACGAUGUAAAACCUCAAGAUACCAGGUAUUUUGUUGUUAGCUUGUGGAACACUUUACAGUCUAAAGCAGGUGGGAUUUUCUCUAUAUUUGCGGAAGGAUCAGAUGCCAGCAUUCAGAGCACAGUGAGAGAUGUGGAGUUUGUUGGCGGAUUCAAGAGAGUUUCGCCCUCAGAAUCCUACUUAUUUCUCAACGUAAAGACUGGCUCAGAGAGGAAAGUGCUCGUCCUGUGGAUGAACAGCUCUAAAGGAAAAAAGAGAGACAUCAUCAAAUCCCUACAGGCUGCAACGAUACGAUGCUGCAGUGAUAAAGCUCGUCCAGUGCUCGUCGCCUGCACUGUUAUUCCCUCAGUGAACAGCGUUAUUUGGGCAGGUGUGUUCAGUGCGCAGAAUCAGCAGGAUCCGGAGAACAGCGCGCUGGCUCUGUACGACAUCAGCAGCAUUCAAGGCCGAGUGAAGGGCUUCUGCGCUUCUGGUGAAAACCCAUGUGGUUCUGAGAGUGAUACUGAACUUCAGCCGCUCUCUGUGGUGUUCAAGCACAGCUCAAUGUCAGCAGUGGCAGCAGUUAGAAGUGGAUCCUGGAUUGUGCUGUUCAUAGGAACCAGUGAUGGUCAACUCAUAAAGCUUGUGUUGGAUGAGAAAUUCACUCCAGGAUGUCCAAUAGUGCUAUUUAAAUCUGAUGAUGAACGAGCAGUGCUUCCCAGAAUGCACUUUGAUCCAGUAGAUUUCAAACAUAUCUACAUCGCUCUGAGGAAACAGUUAAGAAGAGAGUCCGUUGUUCAGUGUGCUAAAUACAGCACUCUGAUAGACUGCAGAGCUGCUCUGGAUCCUCUCUGCGGCUGGUGUGUGAACACACACAGAUGUUCUACUCAAGAUGAGUGCUCGAAUACUUCAUGGGUGUCCAUCCCAAAAAACUCUCUCCAGACGCGACUGUUUUCUUUUCAGAUGGCAGAGAAUUCUUCUAGAAAGAUUACUCUACAUCUUUCCUUGAGUCUGGAGAGCACAGGAAAUCCUGCCUUCUCAUGUACUUUCACUAAAGGAAGUGUAAACCUGUGUGACGGGUCUGAUCCGCCUGCAGUUUUCCCAAAUUGCUCCUGUAGUUUUUCUGACCAGCUACAAUAUACUGGAGGUUUAAGAGUCUCUGCUACUGUUACUAUUGAAGAUCAGAAGAUCACAGAGAUGCUGACACUGACAAACUGCUCCACUAUCACUGAAAAUUCACCAAAUACUUUUACAUGA
Messenger RNA from Sinocyclocheilus grahami, 1251 nucleotides. Its product is annotated as plexin-C1-like. The transcript is spliced from 8 exons. The record is from RefSeq and is a predicted model, not a curated record. Gene Ontology annotation, cellular component: semaphorin receptor complex; plasma membrane. NCBI's taxonomy places the organism in Eukaryota, Metazoa, Chordata, Actinopteri, Cypriniformes, Cyprinidae. Gene Ontology annotation, molecular function: semaphorin receptor activity; protein binding. The annotation marks the transcript as partial. Gene Ontology annotation, biological process: negative regulation of cell adhesion; regulation of GTPase activity; regulation of cell shape.